ACAAACGGCAGGCAGAGGGGGCGGAGUUCAUCUACGAAAUGUCGAGGACACCGACGAUGAAGCGACUGAUGGCACGGCCGAAUCCAAACAAACUGCCAGCCUGUUCCUCGCACGCGUACCCGUCGUUGGACUAUUGGCGGUGUUACGCGCGUUAUUACACGAUGACCAUCUAUCACCCGUGCGGCACGUGCAAAAUGGGACCGUCCGUUGACAAAAUGGCGGUGGUGGACGCGAGGCUGAGGGUGCACGGCGUCCAGGGACUUCGAGUGAUCGACGCGUCGAUCAUGCCGGUGAUCGUUUCAGGGAACACGAACGCACCGACCGUUAUGAUCGCUGAGAAGGCUGCUGACAUGAUUAAGGAGGACUGGAAGGCCUAAGAAACUAUAUGUUAGGCGAGAGCUGAUCCCGUCGAUCCGAGCUUCUUUUUUUUUUUUUUUUUUUUUUUUUCUUUUUUUCCGAGCUAUCACCGCGGUCUGUGCAAUUCUUCUCGGCAACCGAUUGCGGACCGUAACGAGUGGCCCGAGACACCGUAUACGAUAAUGUCGUCCCCUUCUUUCUGAACUCGCCGGUAUCGAUGAGAUUAUAACAUUGAUUGUUUACGAAAAUUAUAAUACGUUCAAUGCAGAAGGCAAGGCCUCUGCUUCUUUAGUUACACACAUCAUACGAAGAUAUGUACGUUCGUGUAAAAAUCACAAGUGAAUAUAUUCAUGUAAACUGCUCCGAACACACACCCUAACUAUGUAUAACCUACAAUCUCUCGAACCUACCGAUCACCAAGGCCGAUCUGACUUUCCUCUAUCAUUCGUCAGCACAUGCCGAUUCAAUUGAAAUCUUACUUUCAGCAGAAGUGAAAUUGCGAAACAGCCUCUGAACACGACUCGAUGAUUCAUUCCUCGAUCUGCGUCGACGUUACUUUUAUUUCAGACCAGCCAGGCGCUGGUUUUCCUUUCUUUCCGUUCAGUUUUCAACAAUAUCUCGUUGCUCCCACUUCCUUGGUCAGUGUCAUCGUCAGUUUCGUCCGUCGAACCGGCUUGUUCGCGCGUUUAUUACCUGUACAGGGUGUCUCAAGUUUAAACGAACGAGCUUCACCAGUACGUUCGACGAAUUGAAAGAUGGAGAGGAGUAUCAUUGGAUGAGAAAUUUUAUCAAACUGUAUAUUCAAUUCUGGUAACUUCAGCUGGCCUCAUUUUAAUGUAAGAAGCCUUCAUUUUCACAGACGUACGUUAGUUUCUUUCAACGAUGUUUUCACAGAUCGUGUAGUAAGGAUCUACCAUCUGUACUCGAAGAUUGUGAAAAAUUAGAUGCCUCCGAGAACGUUGGGAAAUUCUCUUCGCGACUGCAUCUACCAUGGUCUCGAAGAUCGAAGCCUCCUCUCGAAACUCACCGUACGAUCUCUUCUCGCCAUUUUAUCGAACUUCGAGUGUUAGGAUGAAAUAGUAAAACCUUGGGAUUUCUCCAA
This is a messenger RNA of Frieseomelitta varia, 1459 nucleotides long. RefSeq names its product glucose dehydrogenase [FAD, quinone]-like. The record is from RefSeq and is a predicted model, not a curated record. The coding region runs from base 39 to 377 and encodes 112 amino acids. Gene Ontology annotation, molecular function: oxidoreductase activity, acting on CH-OH group of donors; flavin adenine dinucleotide binding. NCBI's taxonomy places the organism in Eukaryota, Metazoa, Arthropoda, Insecta, Hymenoptera, Apidae. The transcript has a single exon.